AUGAGAGAUCUCACUCUCAGUGCUCUCUAUCGGGCAGCACGUCGUGGGGAUGUACAAGCUUUGGAGCAUUUGUUGCAGCAAAACGCAUCAAUCCUUGACAACAUUCCACAUGAUGGUUGUAAAACUCCCUUACACAUAUCUGCACUGCUUAAUCAUGCUUCAUUCACACAGGUUCUUCUGAAUCGUAAUGGUGACCUUGCCACUAGAAAGGAUGCUUCUGGAAGAACAGCCCUCCACUUGGCUUCUGCGGAGGAUAACUUGGAGGCCGUGCAGGCACUGCUUGAAUUUAAUGAUGAGCCAUGCUUGGCUGCUGAUGGAAAAGGAAGACUUCCUCUGCACUAUGCGGCUAUGAGGGGGAGGACACAAGUUGUGGAAGCGUUGGUCAUAGCGCAGCCAGAUUCUCUGGGUCGUCUUGACCUAGAAGGAAACACUGUUUUUCACUUGUGUGUCAUAUAUAACCAUUUCAAGACUCUACAAGCAUUGGUGAAAUUGAACUAUGUCACUGCCGAUGUUACUGUAGGCACGGGUGCUUCCAUCUUUACACUCCCUGAUCGUACGGGAAACACCAUUCUCCAUUUAGCCGUCAUGUACAUGCGAGAUGAGGCUGUAAGGUAUCUGCUAUCAAUUCCAGAAAGAAGAGAAUUAGAAAGGGCGCAGAACGGGAAAGGCCGUACAGCCUACGAUAUCCUCGAACGUAGUCCAGAAGACUGGAAAACCGCCGAAAUGAAACUCAUCAUGUUGACAAAGGACCACGUUGGCAAUUCAGAAACAUCGACUGUUGGAGACUGCUUUAAGAAGACUUUCAGAUGGAUACAAAAUCGGUUCAAUCAUGGGGGUAAUACUCAUUGGUUAGACGAGAUGAGGGGAAACCUGAGUGCGGCAUCUAUUUUCAUAUCAACUGUAACCUUUCAAGCUUUAAUUAAUCCACCAGGAGGCUUCAUUCAACAAGGCUCAUCAUCAUCUGAAGACAAUAAUACCACCUCAUCAUCUGAACACUCGAAUACCACCUUACCACCAUCUACGCCCCUCAGCUGCAUGAAUCUUUCUAAAGGACAAUAUUGUCCUGGGGAAGCACUCUCAUCCUUUGGUCACCAAAAUCCAUUUACAUGGUAUGUGGUAUGCCUUACUAUCUCUUUCUAUGCGUCACUUUGUGUCACUCUCUUGCUUGUAAGUGGAGUUCCUUUGCAGAAUAGCGCUGCCAUAUGGAUUCUAUCCAUAGGCAUGUCUCUCACUCUCUUCUUUCUUGCACUUGCAUUCAACUUUGCCGUCGCAAUUAUGGUCCCAGAUCAUAUUUAUGACGACGUAGUGUUCAGCUUCUGUAUUGCUGCAUUAGCUGUCUGGGUUUGUGAGUUUCUCCUUCUAAUUGGGUUGUUUAACGCACUGCGCUUUCUCAUUUGGAUAGUGAAGAAAUGUUGCCGGAUUAUCAACAAGUUAAAAAGACUUUGCUGCUGA
Molecule: messenger RNA, 1452 nt
Organism: Neltuma alba
Lineage: Eukaryota; Viridiplantae; Streptophyta; Magnoliopsida; Fabales; Fabaceae
Product: ankyrin repeat-containing protein NPR4-like
Exons: 2
Coding region: 1-1452 (483 amino acids)
Cellular component (GO): plasma membrane
Molecular function (GO): protein binding
Source: RefSeq, a predicted model, not a curated record